This is a messenger RNA of Mya arenaria, 3407 nucleotides long. RefSeq lists its product as uncharacterized. Bases 219 to 3407 code for a protein of 1062 amino acids. The transcript is spliced from 2 exons. The record is from RefSeq and is a predicted model, not a curated record. Lineage: Eukaryota; Metazoa; Mollusca; Bivalvia; Myida; Myidae.
CAAAUUUUGGUGUUUUCGACACAAUCUUGCAUAGAUUCUUGAUCUGUAGCCCUCACAGUUUUCUUACCGAAUCACAUCAGAUUGAAUAAAAGGGUUAAACUUAACGGCGUUGCUUGUUUCGCAACACAAGUUAUGGUCGUUAUAGUAAGAAAACUCGCUGCAGCUAGAAUAACUUCGUCAUCCGUCGCCGGAUUCGGGUACAACGCUACCAAAAAUUGAUGUCUGGAAGAAGAAUACGAACUUUAACAUACAAAGCAAUGGAGAUUUAUGAACAAACAGUGUUAGAUAUGGAUAAGAGUUAUAGAAGAGCAUUAGACUCUUUAGUUGCAUUGUUUGACACAGAUUGUCAACAAAUAAUCAUCUCUAAAUUAGAACAAGAACUAUCUAUUAAGCAUGAAGAUUUUGAAUGCAUUUACAAGCAGUACAGUGAAUAUCUAUCAAAAACGAACUCUAAGGAUUCACUGGACAAAUUACAAAAACUGUCUGCUUCGCAUACCCAGUGUAUUAGGGAUCUGACUAUAUUCAAAGACAAAGUAACUGAAGUAAAACAAAGCUAUGAUUUAAGGGUGUUCUCGCCAAGUAAGCCUUCUUCGAUGAGGUCAUCAAGUUCAGCUAAAGCUAGAGCGGCUUUAGCGCGUCUUCAGUAUGCUGAAAAAGAUGCUGAAUUAAGAAAACAGCAAUCUAGGCUAGAAGAAAGACAAGCUGUAAAUGCCGCUGCAUUAGAAAGGGAACAAAGAGAUUUGAAAACAGAAUUGGAGCUUUUGAGCGAACAGCGAAUUGUUGCAGAAAUACAAGCGGAAGAGAAUGAUGAUAACAUCUCAUGUUCUUCGCAUAUACCGAAUGAGCCACAAAGGCAAAUUGACACGUUCCUAAAAGACACAAUUACACACGUGGAAGAUCCAGUGGAAAAACCAGUACCGAUUCAUAAUGACUUGACAAGGCUCUUUUUGAGAAAAGAGCUUUUGAUAUCAAGAAUUACUUACUUCGAUGGCAAAACGGAGAAUUUUCAAGCGUGGAAAAACACAUUUGAAAGUGUUUGCAACGAAAUUGGCGUGUCUCCUGUCGAAGAGUUGGACUUAUUAGUAAAGUGGCUGGGAGCAGAAUCCAGGAAAUUCGCGACUAGCAUUCGGUCGGCAUACUCCCACGAUGCAGCCAUUGGGCUUCAGAGAGUCUGGGAACGUCUAAAUGAACAAUAUGGCGCUAUAGAAAAGGUGCACCAGUCAGUAUUGGGCAAAUUGGAUAAGUUUCCGCCAAUUUCUCCGAAAGAUCCAAGUAAACUGUAUGAAUUGUCAGAUGUUUUAAGUGAAAUUGAAGCUUUGAAAACAAACCCAAAGUAUUCACCUGCAUUAUCAUAUUUUGAUACGAGUGUUGGUGUUGCACCAAUUGUGAACAGAUUGCCUAGAAACAUACAAGAAAAGUGGAUUUCGACAGCAAGCCACUUUAAGACAGUGCAUGAUUUGAUGUAUCCACCAUUUUCUGAAUUUGUUGUAUUUGUUAGAAAGCAAGCCAGGAUUCGCAACGAUCCAAGUUUUGCAUCAAGUGCUAAUGACAGUAACCAUGCUGUGUUUGUGCGUGACACGAAAAGCGCUUCACAGAACGGUUAUCGAAAGCCGCGUAUAAGUACUAGCAAAACUGAGAUCCAACCACCCUGUUAUGACACAGCAAGUAAAAUUGAGUGCAGCCUGCACAAAACAACCUCACAUUCAUUGGAAAAUUGUAGAACCUUCAUCAGCAAAACCUUCGCUGAGAAACGACGACUGUUGAAAGACAACAAACUGUGCUUUAAAUGUUUUGGCGUUGAUCAUGUCUCGAAAGAUUGUAACAAGAACAUUGUUUGUGGAAAAUGCGACAAGGCACACAACACUGUCAUGCACAUUGAUACCAACAGAUUUCAUGGCGGGGAGAGAACCUUUGAAAAUACCACCAACGCUACGAACCAAGUUAACAGCAAGUGCACCCAAAUAUGUGGAAAGCAAGGAUUUAGUGGCAAGUCCUGUGCUAAGAUUGUUCUGGUAGAUACUUACGCGAAAGGCUGUGAAAGCAACAAGAUUCGAGCUUACGCAAUUAUUGACGACCAAUCAAAUCGUUCGCUUGUCAGCCCUCAGUUGUUAGAUUCUUUGAAGCUUGACAGUCAAAUGGUCGAGUACUCUGUCACAUCUUGCAAUGGUGUGAGAGUUACAUCUGGCAGAAUGGCAAGUGGACUUAUGAUUGAGAGCCUGAAUGGGGAUGUAGAUUUUGAAAUGUCAUCAGUGUUUGAAUGUGAUGCAAUUCCAAACAAUCGACAAGAAAUACCUACUCCUGAAGUUGCAGCACAUUAUGCACACUUGCAGGAUUUGAGAGAGGACAUUCCAGUGCUAGAUCGAAGUGCCGAGAUACAAAUUCUGAUAGGCAGAGAUCUCAUCGAGGCCCAUCAUGUACACGAACAAAAGAUAAGCUCAACAAGAAACAUGCCAUAUGCGCAAAAAUUGGCUUUAGGAUGGGUUAUUGUGGGGGAAACUUGUUUAGGUAACUUGAAUAGCGAAGAUCUCCCGAGCUUGAAUGUAAACAAGACGUUGAUUGUUAAUGAAGGGAGGAAUUCAAUCCUGUCACCAUGUACCAACAGUUUUAGAUUGGAAGAACAGUACAGGCCAUUUUCAGAGAGCUGUCCCGAUACCGAAAGCGACAUUUUCAAGCGUGAAAAACAGGAUGAAAGACCAGGGUUAUCUAGAGAAGAUAGGGAGUUUAACCAGUUGAUGGAAGAAAGUUUUGUCAAGGGUCCUUCCGGUAAUUGGACUGCUCCAUUGCCGUUUAAGUCGAAUCGUAAGAAGUUACCAAGUAACAAGGGUUUGGCUGUUAGACGGGCACAGUUGUUGGAUACAAGUUUAAAGAAAAAUCCAACGAAGAAACAGCAUUUCGUAGAUUUUAUGGAGAACAUCUUAGAAAAGGGUCAUGCUGAAGAAGCACCUCCGUUACUACCUGGCGAAGAGCACUUGUACCUUCCGAUAUUCGGCGUCUAUCACCCGAAGAAGGUCGACCAAAUUCGGGUGGUGUUUGACUCCUCAGCGAAAUACGAAGGUGUUUCUUUGAACGACUUGUUGCUAUCAGGACCCGAUCUAACAAAUAGCUUGCUCGGAGUAUUGCUACGAUUUAGAAAAGAAGCAAUUGCGGUUACUGCUGAUAUACAACAAAUGUUUUAUUGCUUUAAUGUACAUGAGAGCCAUAGAAACUUUCUUAGAUUCCUGUGGUACAAGGACAACGACACAACCAAAAAUCUCACAGAGUACCGAAUGAAAGUACACGUCUUCGGUAACAAGCCGUCACCGUCUGUAGCAAGCUACGGCCUUCGAAAGACAGCUGAAAUAAGUACUGAAGAAUUUGGUGAAGAGGUCACAAACUACAUACUGAACUCUAUGUUGAUGACGGUUUGA